GAAUUUAGGGCUGCGUUCUAGAUAUAGGAAAGGGGCAGCAGCCGCUACCACGUGACACCUCGCCGUCCAAUAGCGUCUCUUCCUUCGCGUUUUAAUAGCGUGACGCCGCGGAGAAGCAAAAACGGUUCCUCAGCGAUUUGCGGUGGCGCUUCACUCAUGGGUCUCGCCCUCCGGUUGCUACUGCAGCGUUAGGCCACAUUAAGCAGGUUUGUAGACGUCAAGACGCCAGUUCCCUUCCCCCUCCCUCUUAAGCCCACAUAACACGCGCGAGAGGAAGGGAGGCGGGGGGGGGAGGGGUGACAGCGCAAGGACCUUCGGGAGUUGUAGUCUCAAGGAGCGCGGUGGCUGCUGGGUAUUGCAGUCUGAGCUUGGAGAUAAAGCUCAUGCACAUGCGUGUUGCCUACUAGACAAGGCUACGCUGCUUGAAGACUUUUUGUGUCGAUCGCCGCCUAGCGGUUGUUGUUAUCAAUGCUAUAUUGUCUUUAAUUGCCGACGUUUUUCUGAGCUUUGCGGCCAAAUUGGGUACGGAGGGAGGAAAACGCCUGGCUCCGAAGCUGUAAAUGGAAGUAUAAAUGGAAAUAAAUCAUCCGUGGCGGGUGUAUCCGCCGCACGCCUUUCAAAUAAUGUAUUUGUGUAACUCCCGUUUACACACGCGCUACAUCUUGCAGUCGUGAUAUUCUUUGAAAACAUACCUAUUCAAAGAAGCAGGGAUAUUUUAAACAGUGCAUUUAACCUGGUAGAUUUCUGCAGUUUGAUUGUUAAGAGUGCUGUGUAGCAUGGGUGAAAUUUUAUAUUCACCUUUGCCGUGAGGAGCUAAACUAAAUCGAUAAAGGGUCUCAGGUUUCUCUGCUCACGUUUCAAAAAAUGGGCAUUCUCUAUGAGCUACUCCUGUUAGACACUUGUAAUUUACAGUACAGCAAAGUUGUGGCUCAGUUAUAGCUAUAUAACCACUCUAGCCAAUUACUCUAAAAAUGUACUGCAAAAACAGCAGGAGGCAGUGAAUCCUCGGUCAUAAUGCCCAUUAAUUCCAGUGGUCUACUCUUGAGUAACACAGGAUACAAAUGACCGUGAGUAUGACUCGCAUAGGAUAUCAUAGAGCCCCAUCCAGGCUGUACUUCAUGAAUGCUGUUAGCUGCCCACAGCUGUCUGCUUGUAGUAAAGCUGCCAGAAAGAAGGGGAAGUGAUUAGAUUAGGACAGCUCCUCACCCCAAAACAGCACACACAGGAGUGGGUGAUGAUGAUCUAAUGAGAGACUGGAUUAUGGCCAUGAUAUAUUUUUCUAAGUUACUUGACUUGACUUGAUUUUUUUUUUUAAAUAAUUGUGCCCAUUAUAUUAUUAUAGCUCAGUUGGUAUAGCAUUUGACUCCUAAUCUCAGGGUCUUGGGUUCGAGUGCCACGUUGGGCAAAAGAUCCCAGCAUUGCAGGGGGUUGAACUAGAUGACCUCCCAAUUCUACAAUUCUGGGAUUAUCACAAUGUAUGUUUUAAGCUUUAUAUGAUUUCAGUGGCAACUUAAUACUCCUCCCCACUUCCUAUCUUAUUCCAUAGAUUUCUAAAAAGCUUUAUAAAUUGGGAAGGAUUCUUGUGUGUUUCACAUUAUAUAAAUCCCACAUGUGGUGUUUUUUCUUUUUUUUACAUUUUAAUAAGUAUGUAAUAAACCACACUUGCAUGAUUUUUGGCUUCUAAGCCAUCUGGCUUAUUUUAAGUUAAAGUUAGAUAUUAGGCAGAGAACAACUUUUUAAAAUGUGCAUACUGAAGAUGUGCAAGUGAGAAGAACCCAUUUUCUUUCAGGUGGUUGCCCCAGAGAGGGGUAAGAUCUAGUUAUUAACAUACAGUAAGGAUUGUCAUUACAUCACAGUGGAGUUGGCACCUUCAACCACUACUAGGUGGUUCUCUCCCCUCCCUCUUCACAUUUCUGUAUUCUGAGUACAAUACUUCUGUGGAUGCUGUGCCAGUAUGUUUACUUCCAGGCAGUUCUUUCCUUGUUCAUCACAAAUCUCAGAGUGUUCCCAGCUAAGAGUUUGCUUGGCAGUAGGAAGGGUGAGUCACAGGAAGAAUGAAAGCUGGGAAACACAAGUUAAUCGAAUUUGCUAUAGACAUUGGCGAGUGUCCACAGCUGGCCUUCUCCCAUUGCAGCUGAAAUCCUUUUACACUCUCUCCGUACUGAGAGUUUUUAUGGCCAAUUUACACAGACACUGCUACGAGUGUCGGCUACACUACUGCUACACACCUGUAUGAGCAAUCAGAUUCCACUUGCUUGUGGCUGAAUAAGGAUUGUAUCAGUGUGCUGGGAACUGCAUAGAUUAAAUAUUCUAAAACUUCUGUGAUAGCACGAAGCCCAUUCAUCUCACUGGGAUUAUGUCUGCAAAAGAUGUGGGGUUCUGAUGUUGCUUGGGGCAGUAUUGUUUCACUGGAAUGAAUGGAGGCCUUUUGCAGCCUGAUCCUAUGUAUGCCUGUUUGUCUGAGAGUGAGUUCUCAAACAAAGUUCAGUUGUACUGUUUAUACACCACUUUGACUUGUACAAGACUGGCACACUUGUCUAGUAUUGGAUUUAUAGUUGGCCUCUAUUCAUUGUUAGGGACGCGGGUGCCGCUAUGGGUUAAACCACAGAGCCUAGGACUUGCCAAUCAGAAGGUCGGUGGUUCGAAUCCCCGCGAUGGGGUGAGCUCCCGUUGCUCGGCCCCUGCUCCUACCAACCUAGCAGUUCGAAAGCACGUCAACGUGCAAGUAGAUAAAUAGGUAUUCAUUAGUAACAAUGAAUAGGUAAAGGUAAAGGGAUCCCUGACCAUUAGGGAUCUGGUUCCGUGUGCUGCUCUGGUUUACUAGAAGCGGCUUAGUUAUGCUGGCCACAUGACCCGGAAGCUGUACGCCGGCUCCCUUGGCCAAUAAAGCAAGAUGAGCGCCGCAACCCCAGAGUCGGUCAUGACUGGACCUAAUGGUCAGGGAUCCCUUUACCUUUACCUAUUCAUAGUUACUAAUGAAUUUAGGAAACAGGAUGUUUUAUCAGAAAAAUAAAGCACUGGGGGGGGGUGCGGUGGAAAUUCACCCUAGAUCAUGGGCAACAGUAGCUGCCCGAGUGGCUGGGGAAACCCAGUCAGGUGGGCGGGAUACAAAUAAAUAAUUCUUAUUUGGGAUGGCAGUCCCAUUUGUGUUUCACAAGCUGGUCUCCAACUGUAAUAAUAAAUUGUUGUUGUUGUUAGGCCUAAGACAUGAGUAAUAUUAUCAUCAUUGCGACCCAGCGUUCCUGGAGGAGGCAGGUUUAGGGCUACUUCUUUAUUUUAAAAACCAUGUUUUUAUUUAUUUUUCAUGGUACAGAAGAUAGAUGUUGUUACGACAGUAAACAACAAACAACUUGUCAUGAUAAAAUUGCAGACUUUGGUCAUGCUCCGUAAUAAAGUUUCAUUACAGUACUCUAAAAUAUCUAGUUGCUUUAGGUUAGGGGUUACUUUUAAGGUGAACAAGUGAUUAUCUAAAACGUCCUUAUCAAUUCAGUGCAGCCUGGUUCUUAACUUUCCUAUCUGCUCAGGCAGGAUGCAUCUUCUCCCAAGUCACGUCACUGUGUGAAGGCUCUACGAAAACAUCUUUCCCAGUAAAGAACUUCUCUAUAUAAAGGCAUACGUGGUGAAUAUGACCUUUGGAAGCUAAUGAUUCAGAACUUUCACCCACCUCUUACAAUCUUCCUUCUAUAUUUCUGUGAUAAUACAACUUCUGUGUCGUUUGCCGUACUACUGCCCUAGAGGAUCACCAUUCAGAUUUCCCUGGGAAUGUGAAUCUGCCACUUUCCACACAGGUACCAUUCUUAACAAUAGUUUUUAAAUACAGUGCCUCUGACUUUUCAUUUAAAGGUGUUUCUGAUUGUGAAAUAUAAUUAAAGUAGAUUCAGAAAGUAUCUUGUUUUCUUGCUUUCAUAUGUAGUGUUUUGAACUAUUUUGUACAACGUCUUCCAUUGCGAAAGUUUAAGAUAUUGCCUGUAAUUAUAUGUAUUCUUUCAUCGUGUGCUGCUAAGUAUUUCCUUUUAUCUUAUUCUACAAUUCUAUGCAUGCCUAAUGCAGUGAAUUUACAUUGAACUCACUGGGGCUCAUUUAGUGUUGGUUUGUAAGCUGGAAAGUAUUAUAAGCUAAGACCGAAGAUGAGACACAGUGACUGCAGAUCUGACAGUUAUGCAAUUUACUCCGCUGUCUCUUAGAUUGCAGCUUUAAGCACUCAGAAAAUCUUUAAACCCUUUAUCUGUUCUGGCUCUCAAAACACAUUUUUGUGCAACAUGUUUUUUAAAAAAACAACCCAAGAACUGUGUAUUAUACAACAAAAUUAACAGCUGUCACUGAUGGCAAAAUGAAUGUGAAUUUUUUCCUCCAGUUCAGGUUGUCCUAUAUGCUUUAUAUCUUAGUUUUUGGCUGCCACUGCAUCCUCAGAAGAACUUGUGACAAGUUGUAAAAUCAAGGUUUUUGCAUACCUUUGAACAAAUAAUACCCUGUUGUCACAGAAUGAAAACGGACAGCAUUUCAGAAAAGAAAAAUGUUCAUACACACAAAACCUCCACCCUUUACUUUAGCUUUUGAUUAACAUUCUGCUAUUGCUGUGGAAAGUUGUUGCUAUGUUGGUGCCAUGAACAAGGGCUAGUUGUUUCAAUAUACUGGCCAUCAGAUGAGGCCUUUUAAAGAGUUGAUCCUUGUGACGCUGUCCUUAUGGGAUAAGCCAUUUGCAUUCAACAACUUGCCACAUAGAUCAGAUAACCUUAAAAAAUUUCACACCACCAUACGUGGGUAAAAGAUAGGGUGAAAAUCGUCCAGUUCACAGAAUAGAUUGCCACACACAUGAAUGGAUGAAUCCCUCUUUUAAAAAUACGUAGUCCACAGUAAAUUUCAGAAAGGUUUUCAAAUGCCAAACAGGAUGUACUACUCCUGUUUUAUUUUUAUUCAGCCUUUCCAUAUCAUACUUGAAAUAGGAGGAUACCAUUUGAUCCACAUAAAAUAAAUACAGUGGUACCUCAGUUUAAGAACAGCCCUGUUUACGAACUAUUCGGUUUACGAACUCCACAAAACCGGAAGUAGUGUCCCAGUUUGCAAACUUUACCUUGGUCUAAGGACGGAAGCCGAAUGGUGGAAGGGCACUGGCAGCCAGAGGCCUCACUAGGGAAAGCGCGCCUCGGUUUAAGAACAGUUUGGGUUUAAGAACAGACUUCCGGAACGGAUUAAGUUCGUAAACUGAGGUACCACUGUAUAUCGUUUGUUUGCAGUGAAAGUUCUUUGUGCACCAGCCUACUGUUCAGCUAUAAAUGGGGGCCAGUAAUGGUAGUGAUUUUCUUUCCUCAACAUGGUUAUUUCUGACAGUCAUAUUAAUAUAGUGCAUUUUCUCUUGCUUUCAGAAUAUGAAUGAGGACAGCUCUGUUGAAAAGUCUAAAAAGAAGGAAGACAGAAAUCCAGUUUGUGUUGGCAGAGAAGAUGAUAUUAAAAAACUACGAAGGACAACAGUGGUCAUCCAUGACAGAGAAGUUGUUGUUUUCUAUCACGAUGGAAGGUUUUAUGCUCUGGAUUGCCGCUGUUACCGUAAGAAUUUUUCCGAAGAUAGUGUUUUUGGAACAACUUUAAACGUUAGCUAGUUUGAGCCUCUGCUCUAAUUUUGUAUUCUGUUCUUUUAACAGAUACAGGAGGUCCCUUACAUGAAGGAGAUAUAGAGGUAUGCAAAUACAGUACUUCCUCAUUCAGAACCUUCUGAUAAAUAAGAAUCCUAUUAACACAAUGCGACAGUAAUGCAGUACUACUGUGCAUAUACAGGUUGAGUCUUUUAAAAGAGGCCCCAUGGAACAUGUGUACAGUGGUACCUUGGGUUACAUGCGCUUCAUGUUACAGACUCCGCUAACCCAGAAAUAGUACAUCAGGUUAAGAACUUUGCUUCAGGAUGAGAACAGAAAUCCUGCUUCGGCAGCGCAGUGGCAGAGGGAGGCCCCAUUUGCUAAAGUGGGGCUUCAGGUUAAGAACAGUUUGAGGUUAACAACAGACCUCCAGAACGAAUUAAGUUCUUAACCAGAGGUACUACUGUACAGGCCUCUCUAUCCUCACUUCAGCACUGCCAACUGAAAAAAAGAGUGAUACUGCUUUUUUAUUUAGGGAGUGAUAGUUCUGAAUUUAAAAAGGCACAUCCAAGAAACAAAAGUGACAUCUGAGGGUCAGGGGUGCCUUUACAUUUAUUGGGUACAAGGGAGCAUUAUUAUUCAUUUUCUUUAUCUAUUGCCAAAAGUAGUGUUUGGAUGCUUCCUCUGCUUGGUGAUUCCUUAAUAGUCAACUCUGAAGAUACUUGGUGUGUGGAGGAAGUUGCAGAGUCGUUUGCCAUUUCCUUGACUCUGGGAAAUCCAUCUGCAUCGAGACCAUCGCUGCUGCUUUCCCUGGAGCUCUUUUUUGUUUCAGUUAUGCUUUUAAUUCUUUCCAGUGCUUUAUUAAUGGAGACUGCCUGUAUACACAUAAGAGGUACAUUUUUUAGCAUAAAGAAACGGAAAGGUUUGGAAUCCUCUGCAUUUCUGCCUAACUUUAAGAGAUACAGUUUUGCAGUAUAGCCGCACUUGGUUAGGAUGCAUUACUUGUAUCAAUACAGUCGUACCUUGGUUUGUGAACGCCUUGCGAGUCGAAUGUUUUGGCACCCAAACAACGCAAACUUGGGAGUGAGUGUUCCAGUUUGCGAACGUUCUUUGGAACCCGAACAUCCGACGCGGCUUCUGAUUGGCUGCAGAAGUUUCCUACAGCCAAUCGGAAACCGUGCCUUGGUUUCCGAACGUUUUGGAAGUCGAACGGGCUUCCGGAACGGAUUCCAUUUGACUUCCGAGGUACCGCUGUAUAUCAAAUGCCUGGGGGAAAGGAUGGAAUCAUGAUGGGGAUGAGGUGAGCAGAUCACACUUUGAAAAUUUCCGGACUGGUUUCAGUCUAAAAUGCUGUGUGUGUGUGUAUAUGUGUGUGUGUUGUCCUAUCCCUUCAACCAUCCCAUCAAGGAAUGCUGCAUGUGGUCAACACUUUUUCUCAUGAACACUUUUAAUAAAUGCUGGCAUAUUGACAGUUGCAUGAUCAUCCUCUUGAGGUUUAAAGAUGAGUGACCCUUGAUCCUGCUUUAAUGCCAGUGGCAGUUUCUGGACUGUCUUGAAUAGCUGCCCUUUGCAGAGUGCAAUAGCAACAGCCUAAAUUACAGGUUACCCGUAUAUAUGCUACUGUAGGUAGGCAAUGUUGGUCGAGAAAAGGUCACACAUAGCAAGCCAGCUAAGCUGGGCAUUGGGAAUGUGCACUAAAAGGGUGCACAGUAAUUGAGGAAUAAUGUAUGGCUUCAAUUCUUUGCUGAAGGGAAGGGGAAGCACGAAACAAGAAGGAUCAGAAAGAACAUUAUUAACCUACCAAAUAAAUUAGUGCUGCAUAAGAAAUGCUCAUUACACCAGUGAGGGCGGUCUUCAUUGGAUAGGAAAGGACAUCAUAAAGGAACAUGGAUUUUUCCUGUAGAGAAGAAGAAGAGUUUGGACUUGAUAUCCUGCCUUUCAUUCCCCUUAAGGAGUCUCAAAGCGGCUAAAAACCUCCUUUCCCUUCAUCCCCCAAAACAAACACUCUGUGAGGUCAGUGGGGCUGAGAGACUUCAGAGAAGUGUGACUAGCCCAAGGUCACCCAGCAGCUGCAUGUGGAGGAGCGGGGAAGAGAACCCAGUUCACCAGACUAUGAGUCCACCGCUCUUAACCACUACACCAAGCUGGGAUUCAUUGUCAAGGGAUUCAUUCUUCUGCCAUAUUGCAGUUUGGUAUACAUGAUCUUUUCAAAGUUUAGCACUUUUAAGUUCCUUUGGUUUGAACGGGAGAGUUAAGAACUUGCUUAUAUCUUCCUUAUUUAAAUCAAUGGGACAUAAAGCUCAACAUGGAUAACAAUCUAAUGUUCACAUGCUAGACAGUUCCUACAUAUUUCCAUGCAGGAUUCCUGAUGUGGUUUAUUAACUCUCUGUGCGCCAACACACUAUCGCUGCUGACCCAGACAAAUUAUUGCGGGGGGGACUUGGGGAAGAUCAGGUUUACAAAUUGACAGGUCAUUAUGUAAAUCCUAAAUAAUAUUUCAUGGAAAUAGUUCCCAUUGAUUUCAAUAGAACAUAAGGCUACAAGCCUACGCAUAUUGACAUGGGAGUAAACCCUUUUGAACUCAGUGGGACUUAGUUUCUAGCAAAUAUGCACAAAACACUAGUCUCUAAUCCACAAGCCUGUACCACAAUAUAUCUAUUAGUCUGCCACAAGAUUCCUUUUUGUUUGUUUGUGCUGUAAUAUGCUAUCACUGGAACAUUGGAAGCUGCCAUACUGAAUCUUAUCUCAUACUGAAUCCUUGUCUGCACAAGGAAGAUCAAACUGUAUGUGAAUGUUUAAAAAAAGGGUCUUUGCACCUAACAUUUUUAGAGCAAAUAGCAUCAGCUGAUGGGGCUUAUAAUUAUGAGAAUCUCAAGAUGGCAUGGAGGAGGAAAUUUUACCUUCUCAUCCUCUGUUGUGGUGCUGAGGAAAAUCCCUCACACACUCACUUAUAACUCACUUAGAACAUAUGAGAUGGUUAUGUUGAAAUUCCUAAUAAAAAUAUUUUAAAAAAAAAGAAAAGAAAAUAUGAGAUGGAGCAGUCACACCCAUUGCCUACCUUCAAUUUAUAAAGAGGUUGUUUGGGAGCAUUCAGUUUCUGCAAGAGACAAUGUGAUAGCCUAUGCAGUCCUGCCAAUUUUUGAAUGAGGUGUGGCUGCACGAAUUUAGCAAUUGAUUUUGAAGAGCGGGAGAGAUGACCUAGCCCAUGCCUAACCAUUACCGCAUGAGCGGAAGAGAACACUCUUGCCACAACAGACCUAGACUCCUGCACGGUGCGAUUGCUGUCCUGAAAUAUAAGUCAAUACAAGGAGGGAGAGAAAAAAAUAGUCAAAUUACGGUACUCUGCGGGGGGGGAAAGGCCUAGAAGAGAGAAAGCCGGUUUGAUGCAUCAACUAGCUUCCUGCAAUGUACAAGGGAAUGUGCUCUGCUACUAGCUCACUAGCAUGAGUGAGGAAGGAUAAUAUUUAAUCAAUAUAUUCUCUCCUACUAUCCUCAACAUUCCCACACUGGGCCCUAUUGCUGAUGUAGUAAUAGUUUGCCAUUGGGGACAAUGAAUAUAUGAUGAGAUCUGCAAACAUCUGACCCUGGCAUGCAUUCAUUUAUUAUAUUAAUAUCUCACUUUUAAUCCAAGGAGCUCAAGAUAGCAUAAAUGGAUCUCUCCCCACAACCCUGUGGGCGAGGUUAGGCUGAGAGACAGUGACUGGGCUGUCAUCCAGUGACUUCAUGGCUGAGUGGGAAUUUGAACCCUGUCCCUCCUAGUCCAACAUUCCAGCAAAUGCACCAAGUUGACAUGUAUUUUAGACAAUUAUUCACAGAAACACCAGUAGGGGGGAAAUUAGCAUUACAACCCUUGGGCUCUUUACUAAAGAACAUUGUAUGCCAUAGAUCUUUAGACUGCUUUAGAAACAUUAGUUUAACCUUGCUUACUUGGAUAAAUUAGCCAAAACUCAAUAGAUGCACACACGGGUAUGCUUAUUUUGGGGAUUUAGUAAUAAUUUGGUUUUUAUCAUCAUUGGAUAAAAAUGAUACUAAAAAUAAAUAAAUCUGUGGAGCAGCUUUCUGGAGGUAUGCUAUGCCAAAACUUGUCUCCCCUGAAUAUAUUAAUUAUUUUUCUAACUUUGUGUAUAACUUUGUGUAUAAGUAAAACAUUAAGCUGAAACUUUGCUGAGUUUGUAGCAAAUGCAGUCUUUAACAGACUAUUGUAUAAAUAAACUUAACUUUCAAAUAAUAGUGAAACAGUAUUAGUAUUAGCUCAGAAACAUUACCUGGUUUGAGCUUGUCAGUCUCAGUAAAUUGGGGAAUUCAUCCCUAAUCUCAUCUAUAAUUUCCAAGAAGAGUCUUUGUAUUAUCUGGGCUGAAUUGAAAAACAGUAGUCAAAAAGAAUAAAGCGCCUGUCUUCAAAAUUAUACUUACCGUGUAAGCAUUGUUCAGACAUGAAAUAUUCAGGUUGGAGCAAGUCUGCGGCAUCAGAACGAAGAACUAUGGUUGCUGUCCAGCCAAUUGCUGGCUGAUCUAAAUUAGCAGAAUUCUGUUCUAUGGAGCCUGAAACCAAUAUUGGGAUCUGAAAUGCCAGCCCACUUCACCUCCUGCAUUUAUUAUGACUCGGGAAUAAGCCAGUGAGCCCUGCUGCCUUCUGAAACUUCUGGAUGGCAGAAGUGGAUGGGAAGGAACAGGAACAUAUUCUAUGAGUUUUCUCCAGUAUUUAACCAGGCAUAUGAUGCAGGCACAGCACAGGUGCGUGUGUAUCUCAGGGAUGGGGAACCUUUUCCGGACCGAGGGCCGCCUUCCCUUCUGGCCAACAUUUCAAGGGCCACAUGCUAGUGGUAGGUGGGACCCAAGGCAUUCCCACUAGGCAAAAACAUGUAUGUGUGGAAUAGGGCUAGUAGGGCCAUGGCUGGUGCAGCAGGGGUGUGGCCUGGGGGAAAUUCAACAGGCCAGAGAGGCGUUGAGGACCAUAUUUGGCCCCCAGAAAUGAGGUUCCUUACCCCUGGCUUAUCUGGUAGAAACUGACUUAAAAAAAAUAAUCAAGUACAGAGGUGUAGAGAAGGCAGUGUUCCCAGAAUCCAGGAUUUGAGAACUCAUUUCCAUUCGGGGAUUCAAGACUCAGACACAGAGUAGCUCAUACCUUGUCCAGCAAAUUUGUUGACCAGCUGUCCACAUAUCCAGCCAAUUGGCCUGAAAGACAUCCUGCAUGCCCUGGUGUCUUAUCUACAGCUCCUGAAUUUAGCCUAAUCUGGUCUUAUGCCAUAUAUGUAUGACAAUACGCCAUACGUGUGUGUAUCUCCACCUCCAAGACAAUAAACCUUUAUGAGAACACAAUGUGCCUCUUAAGCACAGUGCCUCCUUGACUCCUGACAUCAUGUGUACACAAGAAAAUAGCCCCCCCCAUCACUGUAGUCUCAACAGCCAGGACUUUCAAAUAUGAUCAUUCCAAAAUAACAUAAGGUAAAACCCGAUGGCUUUCUUUUUACAUCACAGAAACCACAUUAACAAGUACAGUGGUACCUAGGGUUACGUACGCUUCAGGUUACAUACGCUUCAGGUUACACACUCCGCUAACCCAGAAAUAGUGCUUCAGGUUAAGAACUUUGCUUCAGGAUGAGAACAGAAAUCGGGCUUCGGCGGCGCGGCGGCAGCAGGAGGCCCCAUUAGCUAAAGUGGUGCUUCAGGUUAAGUACAGUUUCAGGUUAAGAACAGACCUCCGGAACGAAUUAAGUACUUAACCCAAGGUACCACUGUAUUGUUUUCUUGAGUUUAUUGUCUUUGAUAGACUAGCAUAAAAGCUGAAGAGCAAGGUGGAAAAAAAUGCUCUGGUUUCUGGGUUAUACAGAACCUAACAUUCUUAGAAUUCUGUUUCAGAAUGAAUGAAAAGUUCAAAAGUCCCUCCCUUGACUUUUAAAACAGAGUACAGUGAAUGUUGGAUGGAAUGUGUGUGUUUUACUUUAAGAAAAUUUAGUGGCCUACUAUGCCGUGGGUAUAUUAAUAUUACAAUUUAUUUUUCUGUUUAUCAAUUGUAUGCUUUGGGAUACUGAGAAUGCAGACUUAUGCAUAUCUACUCAGGAAUGUUGGUUAUAUUUAGCUUAAUAGAACUUAGAUGUUUAUAUGUCUGUACUGUUACUGCACAUAACCGCAUGUAUUUUUUCUACACUGACAAAAAAAGAUUGGGUGGAAAGGCACUAAUUAUAUAUUUCAUUCCAAUUCUUGCUAGGACAUAUUCGACAGGCAGUGCCCUCCUCACAUGACUGGUGAAAUAAACUGUUAUUACAGCAUUGCAUGGCAGGUUACCUCCUCCCCCCAGAGGAAAUAAAGACACAUGACACAAAUAUUUAGUUUAAUGGGCUAAAUUUGGCCACAACUUUAUUGGUUACAGGUAAUGAGCGGUAUUGGCUUAGGCAUUGGUCCUAACCGACUAUCUGUCUUAAGCCUGAUCGCUUGAAGUCGGGGAAGGGUUAACCACCAGUAGGGGGAGUCCUGCUGAUGCACAUCAACUAGGAACUCCCCCGGGGUCACCGCACACCGCUGAUCCCCUGUAACCAAGAAAGUUGUGGCCAUAUUUAGCCCAUUAACCUUAAAUAAUUGUGUCAUGUGUCUUUAUUUCCUCUGGUGGAUGGGGACGGGAACUCGCCAUGCAAUCUCAGAAGGGGGGGAGGGUGUCCUUAAGAGUGAACUAGUGCUAAAGUAAUUUUCCAAUGAACUUUCAGGGAGACUUUCCAGGAGUUUGCACUCUUGAGAUUUCCACGUUUUGUGAAAUUUCAGAUAUUUAUUUAUUUGUGUUAUUUGUUACAUUUAUAUGCUUUUUUAAAAAAGAGGAACCUAGUACUCCUAUUAUAGUGGUAUGAAGGAUUUUGUGUGGGGCAUGUUCAGUGUAAUAAUAAUUUUAUUAUUUUUCCCUUCCCAUCUUCCCUCCUUCCUUUGUGUGUUUAGGACAUCAAUGGACAGCCUUGCAUUAUUUGUCCCUGGCACAAGUAUAAAAUAACUCUGGCAACAGGUGAAGGAUUGUAUCAAGCAAUAAAUCCCAGGGAGCCAUCUCCGAAACCCAAAUGGCAGUCAAAAGGAGUAAAACAGAGGACUCACAGAGUUACUGUGGACAGCGGAAAUGUUUAUGUGACUCUUUCAGAUACAGAUGACAAUAUAGAGUCUGAUCAUUAUGCUAACAUACACAAUAGGAUUAUACUGCCUCCUAAGAAAAAAUAGCAUCUUCUGUGCUUCCUAGUAAAUGGCUUUAAAAUAACAGCGAAUGUGAAUGUUAUCCUUGCUGUCUAAAGAGCAUUCAGCUUCUGAGUGAUGAUAUGAAACUGAGCUGCAGUCUCUCUAAAAAGGGAGUUGAUCAGAGAAGUAUUUGCGCCUUUGAGAAGAAUAUAGUAUAGUGUGCUUAUAAUAGAUUAAUUUUGCCAGUAAUCAAAAUGUUAGAAGAUUUAUAUUGAUCCAGCCUUCAGAAGUGUGUCUCGCUUCCAGAAUAUAAAAUGAUGUUUUGAAAGUAUUAUGAUGUACCAAUGUUAUCAAUAUAAUUGGAGAUGUUGUGCUUGUAUGCUAAUAUGAUUUGUUAUUGUUGGG
Podarcis lilfordi (Lilford's wall lizard) is the source of this 13124-nucleotide messenger RNA. The record is from the annotation of a GenBank genome assembly. NCBI's taxonomy places the organism in Eukaryota, Metazoa, Chordata, Lepidosauria, Squamata, Lacertidae.